AUGGAAAAAAAGUUGGAAAAGAUGGCGCAACAAUUACGAACACAAACGCGUCGAAAUAAAAUUCUAUUGUGGGGCAUCCCAAGUGUAGUCCUCGGUCGAUCAUUCCGGCGACUGGAUCCGUUGAAAUCUGAGCCGGUUCCGGUACAGCUCUUCUCGAUUCCGGCACAGUUUUCGCCGAUUCCAGCAGGUUCCGUGUCGCCGGAAUUGCACAGGAAAUAUCCGAUCAGUUCCUGGCCGUUUCCAGCUCGAAGAACACCAAAAACGCCACUAUCAUCAACUAAAUCUGGCUGGUCAUGGAUGUCAUUUGGUGGAAAUCAACAGACAAAACAAACAGUUAGUCCACCUAAUUCACCAUCAUCCAGUUUGGAUCUCAGCCAUAUAACAUCAAGAUUGAUGGUGAUGAAAACACCUCGAGAAACGCCAUCGAAUACAUCAUCUCGAUCAACAGCUGAUUUAGCACGUAAAUUAGUUGAUAAAAACUACCCGAACUCGGAUAAAUAA
Molecule: messenger RNA, 501 nt
Organism: Adineta ricciae
Lineage: Eukaryota; Metazoa; Rotifera; Eurotatoria; Adinetida; Adinetidae
Source: the annotation of a GenBank genome assembly